This is a messenger RNA of Ictidomys tridecemlineatus (thirteen-lined ground squirrel), 3507 nucleotides long. The record is from RefSeq and is a predicted model, not a curated record. NCBI's taxonomy places the organism in Eukaryota, Metazoa, Chordata, Mammalia, Rodentia, Sciuridae.
GUCAUAGGGUCGUUGUCGGCACUGCCCUUGGAAAAGAUUAAUCUGCGUUAAUUUGCCUGAGUUGGAUGUGAAAUCUCCAAAGCCGUGUGCUAAGUAUACCUCUGUUGUUUUCAUUGCCAAGAGUCAGGCAUUAGAUGAGGAAAGGAAAACUGACUAAUACACAUACCUUUGCUCUGAGUGAAGACAGAUUUUAGAUGUCUGUUUUCCCCUAAAUUAUUGCUUAUAUAUUGUUCAGGUUUGAGCUGACCCAGUGCAUUCAACCUGCUUGCCUAGUCCUGUGGACGUGGUUAGCCCUGGUAUGUGCCAGCUUCUGAGUGCAUACUGGGGCACAGUGGUCAUCCAGUGUGGAUGGCCAGCCUUGUUCCAGGUCACAUGUCAGCUUUCUUUUUGUUCUGGUGGGAGAGGCUUCAUCCUAAGGACCGGAUGCUGGGCUUGAGGCCUGAAGGAGAUGGAGGGUGUUUACUGCUUUUCACAAAAUCCAUGUUUCUCCCUUUUUUUUUCUUUUGUCCCUGAAAAGGGUAUCCUGUUCCCAAACCUGAGCUGAUCUUCCAGCUGGAGCACGGGCAGCAGUUGUGGACAGUGAUGAUAGACCUCUUUCAGAGCACCUGUCCAGGUGACAGUGGAAAACCUCAAGCCACCGAACCUACUACUUGUGAGCCAGCCUUGUCUGAGGGUGCCUCACUCCAGGGACUGAUAACACAAGGGGCCUCAGGGUGCUCCCAGGUGGUGGCAGCCAGAGGUCAGGAUGGGCCAUCAGCAGUGCAGGAAGGACUCUUGAUACCAGGUGUAGAGCUGCAGGAGAAGCUUCCUGGGAAAAGUAUCCCUAGACCUGGUGGUUCUGGGGCAUCUGAGGACAUUUGUUCAAGGAUGGUACAGGACCCUGUCUGUCUAGGAGAUGCUGUUCAUGACUGUGACCCACAGAUCACUGCUAUGGAUCCCAUGAGUCAGGAGAAUGAAAACAUCUUCAAAUGCAGUGAAUGUGGGAAAGUGUUUAACAAGAAACGCCUUCUUGCCCGACAUGAGAGGAUCCACUCUGGAGUGAAGCCCUACGAGUGCACGGAGUGUGGGAAGACCUUCAGCAAAAGCACAUACCUGCUUCAACACCACAUGGUCCACACAGGGGAGAAGCCCUAUAAAUGUAUGGAGUGUGGAAAGGCCUUCAACCGCAAAUCACACCUUACUCAGCAUCAGCGGAUCCACAGUGGGGAGAAGCCUUACAAGUGCAGUGAGUGUGGAAAGGCCUUCACCCACCGCUCCACUUUUGUCUUGCAUAACAGGAGCCACACUGGAGAGAAACCUUUUGUGUGCAAAGAAUGUGGCAAAGCCUUUCGUGAUAGGCCGGGUUUCAUUCGACACUACAUCAUCCACAGUGGCGAGAAUCCCUAUGAGUGUUUUGAGUGUGGCAAGGUCUUCAAGCACAGAUCAUAUCUCAUGUGGCACCAGCAGACUCACACUGGGGAGAAACCCUACGAGUGCAGCGAGUGUGGGAAAGCCUUCUGUGAGAGCGCGGCCCUGAUCCACCACUACGUCAUCCACACUGGGGAGAAGCCCUUCGAGUGCCUCGAGUGUGGGAAGGCCUUCAACCACAGGUCCUACCUCAAGAGGCACCAGCGCAUUCAUACUGGAGAAAAGCCUUAUGUGUGCAGUGAGUGUGGGAAGGCCUUCACCCACUGCUCUACUUAUAUCUUGCAUAAAAGGGCCCACACUGGAGAAAAACCCUUUGAAUGCAAAGAAUGUGGGAAAGCCUUUAGCAAUAGGGCAGACCUCAUUCGCCACUUCAGCAUCCACACUGGGGAGAAGCCCUAUGAGUGCAUGGAGUGUGGGAAGGCCUUCAACCGCAGGUCAGGUCUCACGAGGCACCAGCGUAUUCAUAGUGGGGAGAAACCCUAUGAAUGCAUCGAGUGUGGGAAAACCUUUUGCUGGAGCACAAAUCUCAUUCGACACUCUAUUAUCCACACUGGAGAGAAGCCCUAUGAGUGCAGUGAGUGUGGAAAGGCCUUCAGCCGCAGCUCAUCCCUCACUCACCAUCAAAGGAUGCACACUGGCAGAAACCCUGUCAGCGCAGCAGAGGAGGGGCCCCCUUUCACAAAUGCUCAUGCCUCCGUCAACAUUCAGGAACUUCUAUUAGGGGAUGACUUUGUGAAUGUAACUGAUGAGGAAAAGCUUUUGAAAGAGGAAACAUCCUACAUGGCAUCUGAUCAUUCAUACCAAAGAGAAAACCCACAAAUGUCUUCAUUAUAAGAAAACCUUAUUAUUUAUUAUCUGAAGACUCAUUAGAAAUUAACUUAGCUUACAACACUGUUCUCCAUCUGAGAAUUCAUCCCAGGAGAGAGAGACAGAGGUUAUUUUGCACUUAGGACUACUUUCAGCUGCAUCUUUCUUCUCAUUUACAGUGCAAUGUUAUCUCAGGAAUGUUUAUAGAAAGGAAGUGAUAUAGAGUGAAACAUAGGCACUGCUUCUUUCACACUAUUCCACUCAGUCUAUGGGACUUGUUCAUGGAUUUCUUAGUUUAUUUGGGUGGAGAGGGUUCUGGUUUAGGAGACAAAGAAACUUGACUGUCUUGUAUAUGCAUUCAGUGCUGUCCAGUGUUGAGAGUUAGAAAGUUGAAGUCAAGUCUAGAAACUUACUAAAUAUCCUCCUUAUUGUACAAUAUUGUCUCUGUCUUGUGGAGCAUACGUUUUUAAGAAGAAUAUGAAGGUGUGAGUGCAGUGAGUGUGGGAAUACUUUUAUAUUUAAGGGAAUAAGGAAACGUGUUUUUGUGUUUGUGUGUGUAGUGCUAGGAAUUGAACCCAGGGCCGCAAGCAAUUUAAGCAUGCAGUAUACCAGUGAGCUACAUCCAGCCCCACGGUAUACAAAUGAAUGGACACUUGUUAUUGCACCACUUAAGACUGGCAAACUCUCUUUAAUAUGGUUUCAAACACCACUCAGAAUUUUUCUUGAUUCCCUCUUUUCGUUUACUUGAAGCUAUGUAGUAAGUCUUAAAAUUGGGUAAAAUGAUUCCUUUUCUUUCUUUUAUUUCAAGUUGAUUUAGUACUUUUUUUUUUACUUUCCACGUACACUUUAGGAUUUGUUUUUCUGAUAUCAUAAUGAUAUUUGAUAGAUGUUGAGUUAAAUCUAGGAUCAGUUUUUUGAGAAUUGUAUCUUUCUAUUGUGGUGAGUCAUCCAUUUAUGAAUGUGGUUUUAUGAACUUGGUAUAUCAUUUUGUUUAUUUAAGUAUUCCUUGACUUAUUCCUUUACUGUUUUAUAAUUUAUAGCAUAUAGCUUUUGUAUAUUUUAAAUAAGAUUUAUACCUUUUUUUAAACAGUUAUAAAAUUAAUAUUUAAACUUUCAAUUUCCACAUGAUGUUUGGCAGUAUGCAGAAAUGUAAUUAGUUUUUGGAUAUUGUCUUACUAUCCUUCAACUUUGCUGAUGUAUAUCUAGCAUUGUUUAUAUUUGUUUUGCUAGCGAAUCCUUUGGAUUUUAAACAAAGAAAUGUCCUCUGUAAAUAGAAUCUUUUCUUCUUUCCCA